AUGAGGAUGAAGAAUGCACUGCGACCAAAGUUCAGGAAGAAGUCAGUGCAUCUUCUAAAGCUGAAGAAGAAGAAGAAGAAGAAGAAGAAGAAGAAGAAGAAGAAGAAGAAGAAGAAGAAGAAGAAGAAGAAGAAGAAGAGGAAGAAGAGGAAGAAGAAGAAGAAGAAGAAGAAGAACAACAAUUUAUUUGAGAGAAUGAAGAAUGAAUUUUUUGAAGCAAAAGAUAAACUAUCUAGUCGUGGUACUCAUGAUGAUCCAGAUGUUGAGGUGGAGAAAAAUGUGCGGGAUAAGGAGACCGUUGAAUGUGACACGAUGAAAUCACCAUCUUCGGUGCCCGAGCAUGAAAUGGCUGUACUUCAUGAUGAUGCGGGUUUUGCGUCAUCAACCAUUGUUGUGUAUCAAGAUAGACCACUACCAACACCAGUGGAGAUAGAGCCAAUACCAAUGGAGAUAGAGAAAAUCGAUGUAGACGAUCCACUUGAGUCUCAUAAGGGGAGAGGGCACCAGAAGAAAAGAAAGGCCGCCGUUCUAUUGGUUUUCAUAGUGUGUGUUGUGUGUGUCUUGGUCGAGUGUAAGUACAUGGUUUACAACACUUCUCAUGGUACCGUGCCUGGAAAAAUCAAUGUCCAUUUGGUUUCUCAUACUCAUGACGAUGUUGGCUGGUUGAAGACAGUCGAUCAGUACUAUGUUGGCUCCAAUAAUUCCAUUCAGGGCGCAUGUGUGCAAAAUGUGUUGGACUCAUUAAUUCCAGCAUUGCUGGCGGAUAAAAACCGGAAAUUUAUUUAUGUCGAGCAGGCUUUUUUCCAGCGGUGGUGGAGAAACCAGAGUGACGACAUGAAGAAGAAAGUCCGAAUGCUCGUGAAAUCGGGUCAACUCGAGUUCAUAAAUGGUGGUAUGUGCAUGCACGAUGAGGCAACAACACAUUACAUUGACAUGAUAGAUCAAACAACACUCGGCCAUCGAUUUAUUAAACAGGAGUUUGAUGCAAUUCCGAGAAUCGGUUGGCAAAUUGAUCCUUUUGGACAUUCUGCUGUUCAGGCAUACCUUCUUGGCUCGGAGGUUGGAUUUGAUGCUCUAUACUUUGCUCGUAUUGACUACCAAGAUAGGGCCAAAAGGAAAGAUGAGAAGAAGCUGGAGGUUGUAUGGCAAGGCUCCAAAAGUCUUGGUUCUUCCUCUCAGAUCUUUACAGGAGCUUUUAAAACCCAUUACAGCCCUCCCGAUGGUUUUUAUUUUGAAGUCAAUGAUGACUCCCCUGUAGUCCAGGAUGAUACCAGUUUAUUUGAUUACAAUGUUGACGAGCGUGUGAAUGAUUUUGUAGCUGCUGCCUUGUCCAUGGCUAAUGUUACUCGUUCGAAUCAUGUCAUGUGGACCAUGGGUGAUGAUUUCAAGUAUCAAUAUGCAGAGACAUGGUACAGGAAUAUGGACAAGCUCAUACAUUACGUAAACCAAGAUGGUCGGGUCAAUGCCUUGUAUUCGACUCCGUCUAUAUACACUGAUGCCAAAUACAAAUCAAAUGAUUCUUGGCCUCUUAAAACUGAUGACUUCUUCCCAUAUGCGGACACUAAAAAUGCGUACUGGACCGGCUAUUUUACAAGCAGGCCAGCCAUCAAGGGUUAUGUCAGGAUGAUGAGUGGCUACUACUUGGCGGCUAGGCAAUUAGAAUUUUUCAGAGGAAGAAAUAAAGCAGGGGGCCACACGACUGACUCCUUAGCUGAUGCUUUAGCAAUUGCACAGCAUCAUGAUGCUGUAACUGGUACCGAAAAGCAACAUGUUGCUAAUGACUAUGCAAAACGGCUUUCGAGAGGCUACAAGGAGUCAGAGGAUGUUGUGGCAGAAUCCCUUGGCUGUUUGACGCAAUCGCUGUCACCUUUGAAAUGCAAAAGUCCUGUUACGAAAUUCAGCCAGUGCCCACUUCUCAAUAUAAGCUAUUGUCCUGCAACAGAAGUUGAUCUUUCUCAUGGGCAAAGAUUAGUAAGUGAUUCUGCAGGAAACAAGAUUUUAUCACAGCUUAUUCCCAUAGUAAAAGUGUCGAUUUCCAUAAGGAAAUUCUAUGGCACUGCAUAUACGGGUAGAAACUCUUCAACCGGCCCCAUGUAUUGGCUGGCAUUCACGGCUGUUGUUCCUCCUUUGGGUUUUAGCACUUAUGUGAUCACUAGUGGCGGAUCUUCUACUUUAAUAAAACCGGUUUCGUUCACGUUUGAUGAGAGUCAAAAUGGUGAUAUACAAGUAGGGCCUGGCAGCUUGAAGCUUAUAUACUCUGGGAUAGAUGGAAAGCUCGCACAAUAUGUUAAUAGCAAAAGCUCGGUAAACAUUUCUGUAGAGCAAUCGUUUAUAUAUUAUUCUGGGCAUGAUGGGAGUAAUGGUACCACUCAGUCUUCUGGAGCAUACAUUUUUCGGCCAAAUGGCACGUUUGGAAUUGAGCCUGAUAGAAAGAAUCCACUAACAGUUUUUAAAGGACCACUCUUUGAUGAAGUACAUGAGAGGAUUAGUUCGUGGUUAUAUCAGAUUACAAGAGUUUUCAAAGACAAGGAACAUGCUGAGGUUGAAUUUACUGUUGGCCCUAUACCCAUUGAAGAUGGAGUUGGGAAAGAGAUUGUAACUCAGAUAAAAACAACUAUAAAGAACAAUAAAACAUUUUAUACAGACUCGAAUGGCCGUGAUUUUCUACAACGGAUUCGAGACUAUAGAGCUGAUUGGGAUCUUCAAGUGAACCAACCAAUAGCCGGAAAUUACUACCCUAUCAAUCUUGGAAUUUACAUCAAAGACAAAAGUACAGAGCUAUCUGUUUUGGUAGAUAGAUCGGUUGGAGGAUCGAGUAUUGCCGAUGGUGGAGUAGAGAUCAUGCUCCACAGGCGAUUGCUUCAUGAUGAUGGUAGAGGUGUUGGCGAGCAUCUCAAUGAAACAGUUUGUGUUCGUGAUUCGUGUUUCGGUUUAGCAGUCAAUGGGAAGUACUAUCUGAGGUUGGAUACAGGUGGAGAGGGUUCCAAGUGGCGUCGGUCGUUUGGACAGCAGAUAUAUUCUCCAUUAUUAUUGGCUUUCACUGUGGAGGAUGACAGCCAUACGAAAUUCCCAGUCCCGAGUUUUUCGGCCAUGGAUCCUUCAUAUAGUCUACCUGAUAACGUUGGAAUAAUAACACUUCAGGAGCUUAAGGACGAAUCUGUUCUCCUUCGGUUGGCACAUCUUUACGAGGUUGGAGAGAACAAGGACUUAUCUGGCACAGCAACUGUAGAGCUGAAGAAAGUUUUCCGGAAUAAGAAGAUCAAGAAAAUCAUGGAAAUGAGUCUGUCUGCAAACCAAGAGAGAGAAGAAAUGGAAAAGAAGAGGUUAUCUUGGAAAGUCGAAAGCUCCAACGAGAAACAAGGCACCAAUUUGAGACGGAGCCCUGUCGACCCUGAAAAUUUGGUGGUCGAACUUGCUCCUAUGGAAAUUCGAACAUUCAUCAUCAUCUUCAGCUGA
Molecule: messenger RNA, 3456 nt
Organism: Striga hermonthica
Lineage: Eukaryota; Viridiplantae; Streptophyta; Magnoliopsida; Lamiales; Orobanchaceae
Source: the annotation of a GenBank genome assembly